Molecule: messenger RNA, 477 nt
Organism: Alternaria arborescens
Lineage: Eukaryota; Fungi; Ascomycota; Dothideomycetes; Pleosporales; Pleosporaceae
Exons: 1
Coding region: 1-477 (158 amino acids)
Source: RefSeq, a predicted model, not a curated record
AUGGCUUCGAGCGAUCAGAAUGCGUGGUUCUCUGAACGGCCCGCCCUGUUCUCAUCUUUGGACGCACUCAUGGCUCCCGGCCCAUCUAACACUUUCAGUUCUCGCCUGCCGCCCAUCCCAGAGCAGGGGUGGGAUCUUCAGUGGGAAGAAAACAUGUUUCCCCUACCAGAGCCGUACGAGGGCUUCGAGAAGGCCUCCACUGCGGCCGUCGAGUCCGCUGCCCACGAAAUCGCACCGCCCCAGACACACGAGGAGCUGGCCAAGUUGCAAGACGAGGUCCGACAGCUGCGCCACGAUAUCUCAGAGCUUCAUGGCAUGUUCUGCAAGCGGCUGGACAGCAUGGAAACAAGCAUUGGCGUGGCGCAACGCUAUGUCAACGACCUGGUGCCCUGGUCGAUGAAAGUCCAUGAGAAUUAUUCGAAACUACUAGCGGUGGCAAUGAAGCAGGAGAAGCGAGCGACAGACGGUGCUGUAUGA